AUGAAUUUUGCAAGCAAAUUAGCAUUGAUUGUUUUGGUCUUGUUUGGAUCAACUUUUGGUGCCAUAGCAAGCACCACUGACCUAACCACAGUCUCGACUGUUUAUGGUGCACUGACUAGCACCCGUAAUCUUUUCCCACCAUCGAUUGCAACAACAACUGCAACUGGACAGUCUUUCCCGACUUAUAGGCCAUCGAGCUUCUUAUAUGCUGGAAACUCCAGCUUCAACGCUACUAAUACUACUUUUGCUAGUAGUAGUAGCAUCAAGCUGAAAUACUAUGGAAAUUAUACUUCAGUCGGAGGCGGGCUCCCUAGUUAUUUUGUGCCUUCACCAACGAAGCCUCAAACUAGUGUAUUCUGGUGGACCAGCCACAUUGUCCAUACUGCUGCCUCGGUAACUGCUGUCACGACUACUUCCUGUGAUGAACACACUUGCUAUGAGUCGACGUAUGAGACUGGUUUAGCCGCAGCUACAAUCACCGUGCGUGGUAGUGAGUACGCCUAUACUACAUAUGCACCAGUUCUUUCAACUGAAAACAUUGUCAUGGCUACGACUUUGACUGGUGAUGAAAUUGAAAAGUAUUCCACUUCAUUGGCUGGUGGGGCCUAUACUAUUUUUGGUCAAGACUCUGCAAGUGGAACUUCUUCUGGUGACGACGGCUUUGGUUCAACUCAGGAGGGUGAUGAUACAACUCAAGAUGGUGCUGUUGCAACUCAAAUAGGUGCUGCUCCAACACAAGAUGGCACGACCUUAGCUAACGAAGGAGAGACUACCACGGGAGACGUUGUGACUGCCACAGUUGUCCAAAGUACAGCUGGAGCUUUAACAACCGGUUUGACUGUAGACACUCUUGCAACAACACAAAGUGAUGUUGUCGAGACCAGUGUUGAUGGCAGCCACAGUCAAACUGUCGGCGAGGAAACCGUUGCUUCCGGCUCACAGCUCACGACCCAAUCCUCAAAACUUACUAGAGCAAAUCGAGUUCACGCAGUUACUGAAGCAGAUGAAAACAUUUCCGAAUCAGUGGUCACUGCUUACUCGACCGCUUUGGUAACAAUCACCUCGUGUGAGGAAGAGUCAUGUAUCAUUUCCGUGCAAACCACUGGUGUUCAAGUAAUGACAGUCACUUCCAUAAGCGGCGGCGAGACUCAAACAUCAUUAUUCACCACUUACGUUCCUUUACAAAGUUCUGCAGGCGUGACAGACAAACCCCCGAGCUCAUCGCUGUUUACAACUUUGGAAGCUACUCCUACAAAGAACACGCCUGUCUCAGCUCAGUCAAUCGAGAUAAGCACUAUUCAAAUUGUGUCUGAUUCUUACACAGUUACCUCAUAUGUGGCUGUGACACGAACAAUUACAAGCAGUUUCUCGACGUACUCUGAAGAUGUCGAAACCAAUGACGAAUUCGCUGCAGCCACUGACGUUGAGACAGCACUGAAAGUAUACUCAACCAGCUUAGAUGCGGGCUCGCCUUUUGUUUAUUCACCCCUUGCUCUUUCAACUUCCGUGGCCGGUGGAGCAGUUACUACGCUUUUGAGCACUAGCGUUGGUCCAGCUCGUGAAUUUAAGACAGUUGAACAAUCAACAAUCACUACACCAGCUGCGGUAGUGACAGAAGAGGAAGAAUCGGGCAAUACUGUUGAAACUGGAAAGCCAUUGACGGUGCCUUCAGAAAAUACUCCUCCUCAGCAUGAGCCUGUGCCCGAGACUGAGCCUGUGUCUGCGCCUGAGACUGAUUCUAGCACCCCAGCUGCAACGACCGAAGUUGCACAGGCAACGACUUCAAGUACUAGUUCUGCGUCCAUUGUCGAGUUGGUAACACCAUCCGAAGCUCAACCGGCAGUUAUUGAGCCUAUUUCGACACAAGCAACGACUGUUGUGCCAGUGGAAGCAAGUGAGACGCAACCACUAGUUGCGCAAACAACUUCCACCACCGAGGCAAUUAUUAGCACAAGCCUUGCUGCUGCUGAACCUGUGACUUUCACCAGCAAAGUCUCAACUUUAUCCAGUUCCACAACUGUUGAACCUUCUUCGAUACCGUCAUCGUCAUCUUCAUCUUCAUUGUUGAUUUCAACUACAUCCACAACCGAGGCAGUGUUGAGUUCAAGUGUUGCAGCUGUUGGCAUUUCAUCUUCUUUCAAACCUGAAUCUUCGUCAUCCGUGACCCUGUCGAGCUUUGAGAGCUCUUCCACUGAGUUGGAAUCGAGCACAACUGUUGUUGCACCAAAAGCAUCUUUGAUUCCUUAUUCAUUGGAAGAAAUUGUCAGUAAGGCUGAAACUAAAGCCGGUUCUUUGUCCACCUACACCGUUGAAUCAACUAGGGUCAUUACUGUCACAUCCUGCGGUUCCCAUGGAUGUGCAAGAACCUCUCUCACGACAACCGAGACUUCAAUAGCUACAACAAGUUUGGAAAGCACAUUUAGUGAAUUAGAGCUGAGCACAACCGUUGCACCCCUCACAUCUUCGGCCGUAUCAACUGAGGAAAGCUCCACCGAAAAUUUGGAGAGUGAAACUUUCUCAACUUACACUGUGAAAUCAACUAGGGUCAUUACAGUCACAUCCUGCGGAUCUCAUGGAUGCACACGAAGCUUACUCACAACCGAGGAAACUUCAACUUUGACGUCGUCGAUCUCCCUGAACUCGUUUGAAAGUGUCGAAGCAACUUCGUCCGUGUAUUCCGAAUUCAGCGAUGUGUUAUCCCUGAGCUAUGUUGAAUCAUCCUACUCCUCAUCUACUCAAAGUUUCCAAACCUCGACAUUUGUUGAUUCUUCGUCCUCCAUCACGCUGAUUCCAGAGAGUAGCAUUUACUCAAGUAGCAGUGUGGCUGCUCCAUUUAGCUCAUUCGAAUCGAGUCUGGAGAUUGAGCUGCUGCUGCUGCUGUUCACAUCUGAAAGCUCCAUUGAACUGAGCUCUGAAUCAAGUGCUAGUGAGUAUGUGGCGUCCUCAACCUCAGAGUACCCUACUUCCUCAUCGAUUAGUGAAGUUGUGACCUCAUCAUCGGAGUACUCUACAACGAGUAUUGAAUCGUCCACAUCCCUUGCAGGAAGCUCUUCGAUUUGGUCGACAGAGCUGACGCCAUACUCCACGAGUUCGAUCUCGGAGCAAACUCUGACUCUGGGCUCAACUGCUCCAGAUUUGAUCACUUCUUACAUUACGCACACUGCUUUGACGACACAGGAAAUUACCAUCACGACAUGUGGUCCUCAAGGUUGCACUAAAAGUCAUGUCACUACUGGUGUGACCGUGGUCACUAUAACACAAGAGGAGACCGAGACUGUUCUCACCACAUAUUGUCCGUUGACGUCUACAGAGACGUUAUUGGUUACAUCAGAAUCAUCCAGCAUUGUUGAAUCAUCCAGCAUCGUUGAAUCGUCCACAUCCCUUGCAGGAAGCUCUUCGAUUUGGUCGACAGAGCUGACGCCAUACUCCUCAAGUUCGAUCUCGGAGCAAACUCUGACUCUGGGCUCAACUGCUCCAGAUUUGAUCACUUCUUACAUUACGCACACUGCUUUGACGACACAGGAAAUUACCAUCACGACGUGUGGUCCUCAAGGUUGCACUAAAAGUCAUGUCACUACUGGUGUGACCGUGGUCACUAUAACACAAGAGGAGACCGAGACUGUUCUUACCACAUAUUGUCCGUUGACUUCAACAGAGACGUUAUUGGUUACAUCAGAAGCAGCAUCCAGCAGUGAAGAGGUCGAGAGCUCCUCCUCACUUGUUGCUACAUCAGAGUCAACUUCAACUACAGAUGAGAAUACCCUGGGUUUGAUCACUUCUUACAUAACUCAUACUGCUUUGACGACACGGGAAAUUACCAUCACGACAUGUGGUCCUCAAGGUUGCACUAAAAGUCAUGUCACUACUGGUGUGACCGUGGUCACUAUAACACAAGAGGAGACCGAGACUGUUCUCACCACAUAUUGUCCGUUGACUUCAACUGAAACCGUCCUCGUCUCCUCAGAAGAGCCAACCAGUACCUCACUUGCAGCAAAGCCAUCGUCGUUUGGUGCUUCGUCGACUCUGGAAACUACUGAGAAAUCAACCACCGAGGCGACAACUCAAGCUGAGUCUACAUCGUCGGUAACAAGCACUCAAAACAAAGAUGAGCUGUUGUACCUGAGCGAGUGGACCACUUCUACUGCUGCCGAGACUUCUCAACCAACGACAGGAGCUACGGUCACGGUCUCGAGCAGCGUCCUGAGUUCGAGUACUACUAGCACUUCGACCUCAUCUUCAACAGAUAUAUCUUCAAGCAUCACCAAAAGCAAAACGGAAGAUACAAUCACGACAGCUCUGUCGGCAGGUGAAACUACCUCAACAACUUCUGAUAGUGAUGAUGAUGAUGGGCUUCCUGGUUAUGUCACGGAAUGGACAACAUCAACAGCAACAUACACUGUUGCGGAAACAACAAUUGCCACAGUCACGAGAUGCUCGCAGGGUGGUUGCUCAGAGCGGAAAGUAGUAACAGGGGUCACGGUGGUUACGGUCACCGAAUCUGACACCGAAACUACAUACACUACAUAUUGUCCUACAGCAGGCGUGAAGGUGGUGUCGAUGAACGGUGGUACUGAAGCCGCCCCAGAAUACCACCCACUCACUACCGCUGUCCAAAAGAGAGAUCAAGUAGCAGUUGAAUACUCGACAGUGACCACGUCUUACUCCUUUGCUCAGGACCAGCCACAACAAUCAAUUCCAUCAAAUGGAACACUUUCUGCUGGAGGAUUCCAAGCGAUUGCUUAUGAGGGUGCAGGACCACACUUGAGACCAGAGAUCUUUUCCGUUGCUUUCAUUCUUUUGUCGGUGGUGCUGGCGUUGGUGGCAUUUUAA
Molecule: messenger RNA, 4830 nt
Organism: Lodderomyces beijingensis
Lineage: Eukaryota; Fungi; Ascomycota; Pichiomycetes; Serinales; Debaryomycetaceae
Source: the annotation of a GenBank genome assembly